Messenger RNA from Lichtheimia ornata, 1068 nucleotides. RefSeq lists its product as uncharacterized. Gene Ontology annotation, cellular component: nucleus; Cdc73/Paf1 complex. The record is from RefSeq and is a predicted model, not a curated record. The coding region runs from base 1 to 1068 and encodes 355 amino acids. Gene Ontology annotation, biological process: transcription elongation by RNA polymerase II; positive regulation of transcription elongation by RNA polymerase II. The transcript has 4 exons. Gene Ontology annotation, molecular function: RNA polymerase II C-terminal domain phosphoserine binding. NCBI's taxonomy places the organism in Eukaryota, Fungi, Mucoromycota, Mucoromycetes, Mucorales, Lichtheimiaceae.
AUGUCUGAUCAAGAACACGACUUUGGCGAUCUUUUCGGUUCCGAGAAUGAAGAAUCCGACUUGGAAGAGACUCCAUCCAGAGCAACAUCACCAGAAGCGCGGGAUCGGGUAGAAUCUGAUGCUGAAUCGCAAGCAAACAACAAUGACCAAGUCCUCGGUAAACGACCUGCAAGAAGCCAAGACGAUGAUGACGGCAUAGCACAAGAGGUCGAUCGCUUCUUUGACGAGGAAGACGAAGAAGAGGAAGAGGAUCGUGAAGAACAAGAAGACGAGGGGGAUCGUUUCCAAGAGAAAAAACAACGUAUCGCUAUUGACAUUGAGAUGCCAUCUUUGCCUUUACCGGUAUCAUCAGAUGGAAAGUUUUUCCUUGCAAAGUUACCUCGAUUUUUGGAUGUGGAUCCUAAUCCAUUCGAACCCGAAGCCGCGCGUGAAGCCUAUGAACAAGAAAUGCAAGAAUCAAGUCAACCUGAAUUGUUGUUGCAACAAAUGGAACGUACGGUUCGAUGGCGUAAUGGCGUGAAUGAAAAUGGAGAGGAGGUCUUGGAAACCAAUACGCAUUUUAUUGAGUGGGAAGAUGGUACAACAUCUUUGAUGGUGGGCAAGGAACUUUACGAUGUCAUCAAGAAGCCUAUUCAUGAAGAAGAACACCUUUUACUACUCGCACAUCAAACCAACUCGGGUGUUUUGGAAAGCCAUGCCGAGCUCACGCACCAAAUGACAUUCCGCCCAAGUGAAACCUAUCGUCCUUUGACCAGUGCUGCUGCUGAAAAGACUAAGCAGGCAAAGACCAAAAUGUUCUUUACGGAACACGAUCCAGAACAAAUGAAGCAGAAUAUCGAGGCACAAGAGAAUGAACGAUUGAAAGCACAACGCAAACUCGAGAAUCAGCGUCGGAGGAUGGAUACACAAUACACCACAGGCAGUUCGUCUUAUCUAUACAACGAUUAUGAUGACGAAGAGGAUGAAGGCGAAGAUUACGAAGAAGGUGGCGAUUAUGGUGCUGAAGAGUAUGAUUCGGCUGAAGAAGAAGAACGCGAAGCUCGAUUAAAUCGUCUCAAAGGACGUUAG